UAAUAAUAAAUGCUCCCCACACUAGGAGAAAAAUAAGAUGGCGGAAGGCGUACGUGACAUCCCGAACGAACACAUCGUGUGUCAGUUGUGUGGGUCUCGCGAUGACCUCCAGUUAUGCAGUAGGUGUAAGACGACUUGGUAUUGUAGUAAAGAACACCAAAAAUAUGAUUGGAAGUAUCACAAGAAAAUAUGCAAGAAAAAAACACACAACGACACUAAAACUAAUGGUAGAAAUGACGGCUUCAACAUGACAAGCGCGGAAUUACAAACCGGAGUGGGCGAGGUCAACAACCCUGGUAUGGAAUGUGUAGGACGUGACAAUAUCAGUGUAUCACAUUUAAAAACAAACACAUCAUGUGGUUCAUCAACACAUGCGAUAGAAGUUGCCAAAGAUGUCAAAGACUGGACUGGUGAAUCGGAUUCUGCAUCUCGUGGACCAAAAUUAAAUGUUAAGCUGCCUAUGGACUCUGAUGGGCAAAGUGGUGUACGUGAGAGCUCGGACAUAGACGACAGGGAUGUGGAAAACAUGUCAUUCCGUAGCAUGGACUUGUCUGAUAAGGUUGUUUCUACAGGUUCUUAUUCGGAAAGUAACGAUACAUUUAUCACAGAAGGUAGUUCGGAAACCUUUAUUUUAGAAUCUGACGAUUCAGCCUUGUGUAAGCCUGAUUAUAGUUCAAACAAAUCCCAACAUUCCGAGAGUGCAAUGUACCCAAAAAGUGAUGUAGACACCCGACAGACAUACAUUUCUAUUAUUGAAAGCAGAAACAAGGCUGUGGCCCAGUAUGUUGUUAAUUGUCUCAAUAAAUAUGGUAUAUGUGUGGUUGACAAUUUUCUGGGUGAAUCCAAAGGACAAGAAAUCUUGGAAAAUGUGCUGUCAUUGCAUAAGUUGGGGACAUUUUCGGGGGGACAGGUUAUAGACCAGUCCACAAAAUCUACGAAAAGAAUACGUGGUGACAUUAUUACCUGGGUAGAUGGAACAGAACCAGGCUGUGACGAUGUCCAGUUUUUAAUUUCCUCUGUGGAUGCUGUGAUUUUACAAUGUGCUGGACAACUUGGAAACUUUGAUAUCAAUGGGAGAACAAAGGCGAUGGUAGCAUGUUAUCCAGGGAAGGGUUCUCAUUACAUGCGACAUGUGGACAACCCUAAUGGUGACGGGCGUUGUGUCACCUGUAUUUAUUACCUCAACAAAGAUUGGGAAGCAAAGGUUAAUGGUGGGCUAUUGAAGAUUUUUCCUGAAGGGCAAAAUUUAGUGGCUUCCAUUGAGCCCAAAUUUGACCGCCUGCUGUUCUUUUGGUCGGACAGACGAAAUCCCCAUGAAGUUAUGCCAGCUUACAAAACACGGUAUGCCAUAACAGUAUGGUACUAUGAUUCUAAGGAAAGGAAGAGAGCUGUGAAAAAGUUCAAAGGUAAUAAAAGCCCUGAACAGUCUUCUGUUCCUCUAAUUAGCAGUCAGAAGUGAUGACAUUGUGAUGUUUGGUAUUUAAUUGUGAUUGCUGGCUUACUGUGACCUCAUUUGCAUUAGUGACUGAUAUGUGGAUGUGUCGGCUAUUUGAUCAUCAAAGUAGGUCAAACCUAUACUGGAGAGGAUUGAAUCGUACAUCUCAUUGUGGACAGGCAACUUGCUGCUUUGAUCGGUUCACUGUACAAUUUACAAUUGUUUACUGUUUGUCACAUGACCUCCCUUUGACUUAACCUAGAAAAGUAGCUCUUAAAAAGGGACAAGCAAUGUAGACGGAUCAUGUUCAUUCCUGCAGUUCACUAUAGACUGGUAAUGUUCCUACACCUCAUUGUGGACAUUGUUCACUUUCUACAGCUCACCGGUAUGGUAGACAGGUCUCAUUAAUGGCUAUGGCUCACUGUAUACAGAUUCUGAUCAUUCCUGCAGCUCACUAUAGAUUGGUAAUUUUCGUACACCUCACUGUGGACAUAUGACUUUCUACAGCUCACCAGUAUAUUAGACAGGACUCAUAAAUCAUUGGAUGACUAUAAGCUCACUGUAUACAGAUCCUGAUGAUUCCUUAUAGCUCACUAUGGAUAGUUAACUCCCAAUUGACUUUGACAAAGGUCUGAUUAAAUAAUCUAUUUUGCUUGUUUGUGGUUGAUUUUGUAAAAUUUACCAUCAGCAGGCUGUAAAAGUCUUGAAAAGUGUUGAAUAUUGUCCCAUGGCCUUAAAAAGUAUUUUAAUGUGCGAUAAGUGUUCCUUGAACAGACAUAAAUAUGAGGAAGUUGAAAUCUGAAAUUGGAACAGCAAACUUUUGGGGGCAAUAAAAGGUGACAGUUCAAUUGACAGAAAUUAGCAAAUAAGUGCAGAAAUUGUGCAUGGAAGAUGUCCUGCAUCAGGCAUUGUAAAUGCAAAUUUUAUUUUUUUCUGUAUGAGAAGACUUUAUAAAGGGAUAAUCUGUACAAGUUCAGAUUUAAUAAGAUACUUUUUAUAAAAAUUGUACAUAAGUAUCUACUUAUGCUCUUAUGGGGAUUGUUCACCUUAAUUUACCAUAUGAAUAAUCAAAAUAUGAUUUGUGGAAAUCUUUAUAGAUCUCUAUCUAAAUCAAUUUACUUACAUGGCAUCAUGACAGGUUUGCAUUGUAUUAGCUGAACAGUAUGAAAUAAUUGUGAACAUUAUAAAUCAACCAUAAAUAAGCCUAAGGAAGCAAUGGAAUUGGCAUCCCAGCAGACAUUAUAAGUGAUCAUGCAGUGUACACACUUGUGUAGUUACUGAAUACUUUGCAUGAAAUUAGUGGCUGGGUGGUUAAGGUGUCCCAACACUUGAUCACUAACCUUCCACCUCUGGGUUGCCAGUUCGAAACCCAUGUGGGGCAUGCACAGUUGCCUGGUACUGACCGUUGGCCGGUGGUUUUUCUCUGGGUAUUCCGGCUUUCCUCCACCUCCAGAACCUGGCAUGUCCUUAAAUGACCCUGGCUGUUAAUUGAACGUUAAACAAAAUAAACCUAAAUGCAUGAAAUCUAUGAUAAAGCCCUCAGCUCUAUUUUCCCAAUAUACUCUAUUUAGGUAGUCUUCCAGUUAAUUAUAUCUGUAGCUCUGCCAUAGACAGGACUUUCUUAAGUCAGAACACUGUCCUACAUCAGUUUCCAGCAGCUAGGAUUUGAAGCUGUGUCAUAUAUAGGUCUUUCUAUAGUCGGACAACUGUCCUACAUUGGUUUGUCUGUUUGUCCAACAGCUAGGAUUUGUAGCUGUGUCAUAUAUAGGUCUUUCUAUAAUUAGACAACUGUCCUACAUUGAUUUGUCUGUUUGUCCAACAGCUGGGAUUUGUAGCUCUGCCAUAGAUAGGACUUUCUAUAGUCGGACAACUGUCCUACAUUGGUUUGUCGGUUUGUCCAACAGCUAGGAUUUGUAGCUGUGUCAUAGAUAGGUCUUUCUAUAGUCGGACAACUGUCCUACAUUGGUUCGUCCAACAGCUAGGAUUUGUAGCUGUGUCAUAGAUAGGUCUUUCUAUAGUCGGACAACUGUCCUACAUUGGUUCGUCCAACAGCUAGGAUUUGUAGCUGUGUCAUAGAUAGGACUUGUUACAUAUCCAGAACAUUGUCAUACAUCAGUUUUCAAGAUCUGCCAUAGACUGGACUUGCUAUAGUUAGAACACUUUCCUACAGUAGUUACAAUGUUAAGUUUCCGAUAGCUAGGACUCGUAGUACUCAAACAAUGUAAGAGGUUUACUCAGCGAGAAACUUGUGACUGGUACCCGUCACUGAUGGCACAAUAAUGUCAUGCACCACUUCCUAUAGUCAGAAUACUGUCUUAAAUCAGUUAAAAUGUUAUAUUUCUAAUAGUAUGACUAGUCUUAAAAUCAUUCCAUCCGACAAAAAUGUCUCAGUGAGACUCUGUUAAUGUAGCUAUGUUUCCAAAAGCUAGGACAAUUACAGAUUUUUAAAUGAACAUUAAUGUUCCUUUAUUUCAAAUGCACGAUUUAAAUUUGAAUCCAUAUUGACCUUGAAUAAGGUCAUUAAUUUAUAAAAAGUGAUACAUGAUCAUGUUCAGCAGCUGGUAUGUGUGAACCAUCCUUACUCCUUCAACCCAUAUGCAUGCUGGGCCUAGUUUCCUCUACCUAAGUAAACUCCUAGGAAAGCAUUAUUGGAUUUUAGGGGAAAUCCUUAGACAAGGAUCUUAACUUAAAAUCUUUAAUGCAUUCACAUAAAAAAUUUCUGUUAAGGAGAAAGCUGGUUUAGAAAGGUUACACUAUAUUGAUUGGAUAUUAAAUAUAACAGCAUGUGAACAUUUUGAGCCAUUAUAAUUAGCAUAUAAUGGGUUAUUUUAGCCAGUGUAAUAUCUAGUUUUAACAUAAAAAUUCAAGAGUUUAAUUUUAGAGUGUAUGGUUUUAGCUAUUGUCCUACCUAAGAUCUUAUUCUAGCAUUUAAGAAAUAAUGUACUAUGUUCCAACAUUUUCCACACUUUUGACUUGUCUGUUCAUAAUUGUUUGAACAUUGUUAUUAAUUACACUCAAAACAUGUGGUCCAAGAAUUUUCUCUAGAUGUAAGGGAGGUAACUUAGGCUGUACCUAUUUUCAAGGCUUUCCAUUUACCUGGUUGCUAUUCUUCCAUGUUCUAUUUUCACAGCCAUCGUCAGAAAAUUACAUAUUACAAUGACGUUAAAACCCCUAUCAUUACAUUUCUUGUCUAACAAUGAAAUACAAUGUACAUUUACGUUAAUAACAAUGACUGGCUUUGCAGGUAAUUCAGUGUUGAUGCCUUUAAACUUAUCAUACCUUAGGUAUAUACCAUUGUUUAAGAGUUCAUGUUUUUACUUUAUACAAAUUUGUUGACGAAUCCCAUAAUAAAUUCUUAUUACAUGA
Pecten maximus is the source of this 4801-nucleotide messenger RNA. Its product is annotated as egl nine homolog 1-like. Gene Ontology annotation, cellular component: nucleus; cytoplasm. The transcript is spliced from 5 exons. Bases 38 to 1459 code for a protein of 473 amino acids. The record is from RefSeq and is a predicted model, not a curated record. Gene Ontology annotation, molecular function: ferrous iron binding; L-ascorbic acid binding; peptidyl-proline 4-dioxygenase activity. NCBI's taxonomy places the organism in Eukaryota, Metazoa, Mollusca, Bivalvia, Pectinida, Pectinidae. Gene Ontology annotation, biological process: peptidyl-proline hydroxylation to 4-hydroxy-L-proline; cellular response to hypoxia.